Molecule: messenger RNA, 587 nt
Organism: Pollicipes pollicipes
Lineage: Eukaryota; Metazoa; Arthropoda; Thecostraca; Pollicipedomorpha; Pollicipedidae
Product: 40S ribosomal protein S14a
Exons: 4
Coding region: 54-509 (151 amino acids)
Biological process (GO): translation
Cellular component (GO): ribosome
Molecular function (GO): structural constituent of ribosome
Source: RefSeq, a predicted model, not a curated record
AGCGCCGCGAGCCCGUCCUUUUCCCGUCGCAAGUAUUGUAGGCGAAUUUGAACAUGGCACCUAAGAAGGGUAAGAAGCAGGAGGACCAGGUCCAGGUUUCGCUCGGACCCCAGGUGCGGGAGGGCGAGAAUGUCUUCGGCGUCGCCCACAUCUACGCCAGCUUCAACGACACGUUCGUGCACGUGACGGACCUCUCGGGCCGGGAGACGAUCGUGCGCGUCACGGGCGGCAUGAAGGUCAAGGCUGAUCGUGACGAGUCGUCGCCGUACGCCGCCAUGUUGGCCGCCCAGGACGUGGCCGAGAAGUGCAAGACGCUGGGCAUCACGGCCCUGCACAUCAAGCUGCGCGCCGUCGGCGGCACGCGCACCAAGACGCCCGGCCCGGGCGCGCAGUCGGCGCUGCGGGCGCUGGCCCGCUCCGGCAUGAAGGUCGGCCGCAUCGAGGACGUGACGCCCAUCCCCACGGACAGCACGCGGAGGAAGGGAGGUCGCCGCGGCCGUCGCCUGUGAGAACUGACCACAUCAGCUGAGGCUGCUGUACCGCCGCUACCGCGAGACAGAGCGAAUACACGGCUGUAUGGGCCAGCU